GCAGGGGAGGACAGGGGGGAGGGAGUGGGCUGUGGCUGGCACUGCGAGGGGGCGCCGGGCGCCGUCCCUGGCCCCUCCCCGCCGCGCCCCCGGGCUCCUCAGCUGCUGCUGCCGCUGCCGCCGCCACCGCUGCUGCUGCUGCGGCUGCCGCUGCGCCUCGGCUCGUGCGUGCGCUCCGCUCCAGCCGGACGCAGCGCGGGCAGGAGCCAUGCAGUCCGAAUCGGGGAUCGUGCCGGAUUUCGAAGUCGGGGAGGAGUUUCACGAGGAGCCCAAGACCUAUUACGAGCUGAAGAGUCAGCCUCUGAAAUGCAGCAGUUCCACGGAGCAUCCUGGGGCUUCCAAGCCUCCGCUAAGCUCCUCCAGUAUGACAUCACGGAUUUUGCUACGCCAGCAACUCAUGCGUGAGCAGAUGCAGGAGCAAGAGCGCCGGGAGCAGCAACAGAAACAGCAAGCUGCUCAGUUCAUGCAACAGAGAGUCCCUGUGAGUCAGACACCAGCUAUUAACGUCAGUGUCCCCACUAGUCUUCCCCCUGCCACCCAGGUGCCAAUGGAAGUCCUUAAGGUUCAGACCCAUCUAGAAAACCCCACCAAGUACCACAUUCAGCAAGCCCAAAGGCAGCAGGUAAAGCAGUACCUUUCUACCACUUUAGCCAAUAAACAUGCCAACCAAGCCCUGAGCUUGCCUUGUCCAAACCAGCCUGGGGACCAUGUCAUGCCACCUGGACCUGGGAGCAGCGCACCCAACAGCCCCAUGGCUAUGCUCACUCUUAACUCCAACUGUGAAAAAGAGGGGUUUUAUAAGUUUGAAGAGCAGAACAGAGUGGAGAGCGAGUGCCCAAAUAUGAACGCGCAUUCUCGAGCAUCGUGCAUGCAGAUGGAUGAUGUAAUUGAUGACAUAAUUAGCCUUGAAUCAAGUUAUAAUGAAGAAAUCCUAGGCCUGAUGGAUCCAGCAUUGCAAAUGGCCAAUACGUUACCUGUUUCUGGAAAUUUAAUUGACCUUUAUGGCAACCAAGGCAUGCCACCUCCAGGGCUGGCAAUCAGCAACUCCUGUCCAGCCAACCUUCCCAACAUCAAAAGGGAACUCACAGCGUGUAUUUUUCCUACAGAAUCAGAAGCAAGGGCAUUGGCCAAAGAGAGACAAAAAAAGGACAAUCACAACUUAAUUGAACGAAGGAGGAGAUUUAACAUCAAUGACCGCAUUAAAGAGCUAGGCACUUUGAUACCAAAGUCAAAUGACCCAGAUAUGCGCUGGAAUAAGGGAACUAUCUUGAAAGCGUCUGUGGACUACAUCCGAAAACUACAGCGAGAACAGCAGAGGGCAAAAGAACUUGAAAACAGACAGAAGAAACUGGAACAUGCCAACAGGCAUCUUCUGCUCAGAAUCCAGGAACUUGAGAUGCAAGCUCGAGCACAUGGACUUUCCCUCAUUCCAUCCACGGGGCUUUGUUCCCCAGAUCUGGUGAACCGUGUCAUCAAACAAGAACCAGUCCUUGAAAACUGCAGUCAGGAUGUCCUUCAGCAUCACCCAGACCUCACCUGCACAACCACCCUUGAUCUUACAGAUGGCACCAUCACUUUCAGCAAUAAUCUGGGAAACGGGACAGAAACAACAACUGCCUACAGUGUCCCCACCAAAAUGGGCUCCAAACUGGAAGACAUCUUGAUGGACGAUACUCUCUCUCCCAUCGGGGUGACAGAUCCCCUUCUCUCGUCGGUAUCUCCUGGAGCUUCCAAAGCAAGUAGCCGGAGGAGCAGCAUGAGUAUGGAAGAUACUGAUCAUGCCUGUUAGCAAACGUGUGAUCGGCCUUCUCAUAAACUGCUUUACUUCCUGAUCAGUAGAUUCAAUGAUUUUACCUUUUGGGGUUUUCUUGAUAAUUUUCCUUUAAUAUAAAAAUUUUUUCAUGCUUCAUCGAUAGCCCAGUCUAUAUUUUAUUUUUUAGAAUUUUGUGAAAAAGACAUAUAUUCUAUUUUAAAAUUACCAAUGCCUCCAAAGUAUUGUACAAGACAUGUACAGUAUCUGUGAACUGGAUUCACCGUGAACUUUAGAAUUCUGAGCAAUAGAAUUUUGAAUCAAAAUCAUGGCCAACUUUUAUUCAGGUGAAACUUGGUUUGAGACUUCAUGCCAGCUCUUUACUUGGAAAUGAAAUGCACGAGUUUAAUGGAAGAAUGUAAAGCAACCAAAAAGCCCUUUGCCAUUUUGUAAAUGUAUUGAUUUAUUAGUGCUGCCUUAAAAAUACAAUAUCCUUCCAGCAUUGUUUAGCCUUUAUACCACAGACUGUUUUAAGAGAUACGACUACACUCUUAGAGAACAACUCAUUUUUUUUCUUUUGCCAGUUGGUUAAGAAACAUUAUUGAUGGCUGUUUUCAGGGCGCAAGAAGAGGGGAGAGAUCCGGACUGCUAAAAUAGAAAGCUAGUUUUAAUCUCACUCUCAAUUUCUUGAUGCUUUUCUGAUCUUGUCUUCUUAAAUGAGUGUGGGUCAGCUUUUCAGGAGAAAAAUAUUUUAUUGUGGAAAAAGAAAUGUUGUACUUUCCAAGUCAGAUAUCAAGGAGCACUUGAAAGUUUUUUUUUCUUUUUAAAAAUUUUCUUUUUUGGGAGUAAAAACUAAACUGGGCACAUUUCUAAUUGGCUUUAGGACUUUAAUUUUUAAAAAAAAAUGUGUUGUAUUGUUAAUUUGAUUUGUAUGGAUUCUUUAUUCUCAUUAUUCUUUUCAAUACAUUUGUAUUCAUUUAUAAGGAGAUGCAUCAAAAAUGACAAGUUUUCAACAUUUUUAAAACUCACUGGUUUUCUGCAUUCUUUAUAAACACUUGAAUGGAAGAUUUUUUUGCAGGGUCCUGUGUUUAAAAGAGAGAUUUGAGAAUAUUUUGUAUAUUAUAGUCUCACUUGGAAAUGUUUUUAAAUGCAUUUAAGAUGUAGUAUAAAUAGAUUAGGUAAACAAGGCUUUAUAGACAAAAUAAACUUACAUAUUUAUUUUUAGUGAUACAAAAAAUAGAAAUAUUCUUGCAAACCAAUAACCGUAGAGUUAAUAUGCCCAUUACGGUCAUAGAAAUGGGGGGGUUUGUUUCAUCAAACUCACUGGCAUUUUUUUUAAGAGAGAGAUUACUAUAUCGGCAAAUUACUGUUACUUGAUAAUGUUGUUAAAAUUUUAACAUACAGCAAUGUUGUAAAGGUAGUUUCAGUGCAUUAUCUACUCAAGUGUAGUCCUAUGCAAUAACUGUAGCAUUAUCUGUAUUAUAUCAAGCCUAGAUGUUUGACAAAGAUGACAUAGGGUGUUACGAGCCAGGCUGACGAGUGGAAUUUCUCUAUAGCGGCCUCCAGUUUGGUUGGAAGAGGCAGAAAAGCUUAUCUCAUUCAGAAUGAAGUGCCUUAAAUAUAGGAGUAGUCUUCUUUGGACUAGCACUGACUGAAGUGUGACAUAGGAGAAAGUUUUCGGGUGUUUUUUUAAGAGUAAAAAGGAAGGAGUAGCAUGGUGCCAACGUAGACAUUAAGAGCUUCCAAUUUUCCUUCAGCCAUUUAAAAAUAUUAAAUAUAUUUUAGUGACAGUGCCAACUUUUUUCAUCAGGAAAACUUUUUUUCAGGAUGGUCUUAAAAAAAAGUAUUUAAAAGUCAAAUGUGAAUUGAUGAUGAAUGUGGAUCGAGGAUGUCAGUUACACUAGUGGAAAAAAAAAAUCCAUUGCACAUUUCCCAUGCACGUUGGGCUAGGAAAAUCCUUGGAAACAUUGAUGAUGCUAUCAAUUUUUAUAGCUUUAUUACUUGAGGGGGUAGGGAAAAACUUUCCCAUUCUUUCAACCCCCCCAUCAUUGUACAGCUCUUUUACUUAGGUAGCUACGCAGUUGCCGGUUUGUGCUUGAACUGCUAAUUGUACCAUAGGUAUUCAUUGAUACAAUCAUAGCAUUGUCCCUCUUUUCCUGUAUCUAUGGGGAGGGAGGGGGUAGAAACUGGCAAGGAUGAAGGUCAGAGUCUGCACUGUCAUUCGGCCUCUUUUCCUUAGCCAGUUUGGAGAAAUUCUAGCCAGCGUAUGGCUUGGGGUGGGGGGAAGGGGACUGCAUGGAGGACACUGGCCUUUGUAAUCUGACCAGCACUAAACAACCUGCUUGAAACGUUUAUUUAUAGACCGUAUGGCAUUCUGUACCACGACCCUGCCUCCUGCAGCCUCUGGGCAAUUAGUCAGUCAGUCAAGAAACGUUUAUUAAGCGCCUACCUUUCGCCAGGUGCUGUCAUAAGCACUGGAGCUAGUUGCUGGCUCCUCUUGGCCCUUGAUUGCAACAGGGCAUAAACCAGGUUACAGAAGAGAAAGAGAAGAGCCCAGGAGGAUGCGCCAGUAGUCUGGGGGUGGCUUUAUUUAUUUCUUUUUUGCCAAAGGGAGAGUGGAAUCAUUGCAGUUACUAGUGGGUCAGAGAGUCAGGAGUUUGGGGGCAGUGUGUUGUAGCCACGAGAUAAAGAUGCAGCCCACGGGGACAGUUGAUUGUGGUCCUGGGGCCCUUACUCUGAAAUGACCACAAUGCCAGACUUGUCCAGCCACCCCCUCAUAUUAGGGAUGUGAAAUACCCAGCAUUCUAAUGUUGCCAAAACCAUGUAUCCAACAUGACAAUGUAUAGUAAUGAUGUAGUUCUUUCUGUUUUUUUAGACAAUAAAGCAAUAAACUUUGCAACCAAUACCAAUUAAGAGAAAGCUGAAAAGAGACAGAGUCAAACUCACAGGAAUGCACUUACUUAUGUUUUUGAAGAAAAAUGCACUGGGGAGAAAGCUGAUAUAGAUGAUAGUACAUUAAAAAAAAAAAAGAAAAAAGAGAAACCUUUUCUUGAAAAAGUGACAAAUGACUGUCUCUUGCUGACGCUUGGUACUGUAAUGUGGAUAUAUUUACCUGCUGCUGACCACAGCAAUGCUUUGUGUGUGGUCUAUAGCACUGUCAACUAUGGGUCAAUAUUAAUGUAUCCAAUUGAUCUGUUCUUGAGAGACUGAUUAAAGCAUUUGGUUUUUCACAUA
This is a messenger RNA of Trichosurus vulpecula (common brushtail), 4984 nucleotides long. RefSeq names its product melanocyte inducing transcription factor (gene MITF). The transcript is spliced from 10 exons. The coding region runs from base 209 to 1789 and encodes 526 amino acids. The record is from RefSeq and is a predicted model, not a curated record. Gene Ontology annotation, cellular component: nucleus. NCBI's taxonomy places the organism in Eukaryota, Metazoa, Chordata, Mammalia, Diprotodontia, Phalangeridae. Gene Ontology annotation, molecular function: DNA-binding transcription factor activity, RNA polymerase II-specific; protein dimerization activity; RNA polymerase II cis-regulatory region sequence-specific DNA binding. Gene Ontology annotation, biological process: melanocyte differentiation; regulation of transcription by RNA polymerase II.